Messenger RNA from Trifolium pratense (red clover), 680 nucleotides. RefSeq names its product NDR1/HIN1-like protein 6. NCBI's taxonomy places the organism in Eukaryota, Viridiplantae, Streptophyta, Magnoliopsida, Fabales, Fabaceae. The record is from RefSeq and is a predicted model, not a curated record. The coding region runs from base 81 to 680 and encodes 199 amino acids. Gene Ontology annotation, cellular component: plasma membrane. The transcript has 2 exons.
CAAAGAGUGCUUUGUUUUACACUUCAACCUUGCUCUGUUUUCCUAUUUCACCCUCUUAGCACCCCGCCAUCUAGCACAACAUGUACCAGCCAGACCAGCGCCCUGCCAUGAACACCAUCCUCUGCCGCAUCCUCUCUAUCUUAACUGCCAUCGUAAUAAUCCUCGGUGUCAUCAUCUUGAUCGUCUAUUUCGUCUUCAAACCCCGUUACCCAGAGAUCCGAGUCGAUUCAGCCGAACUCACCUCACUCAAUUUCACCGGCAACUACCUCACCGCUAAAUGGGACAUCAAAUUCAUCGUCUCAAAUCCGAACAAAAAACUCGACAUCACCUACAACCUCAUUUCCUCCGGUGUGUUUUACGGCAAAGAUAAAAACCAAUUCGGGAACAUAGCAACCACUAAACUUCAACCCUUUUACCAACCAAAAAAGAGCAAGACAUUGUUUCCUGUCCAUUUCGAGACUUACAAUAUGUACGUCGGUAAUGUUGUUGCUAAUGGCAUUAUCGACGGACGGCUUCGUGGAUCAUUGAAAUUUGGUGUGGUGUUUAAUGCUAUUAUCAAGCGUACAGGUUGGUUUCAUCCUAAGGAUAGUUUGUUGAAGGUUUCAUGCAAUCCUAUGAACUUUGUACCUUCGACCAACACUGCUGUUUGGGUCUUACAACGUCCUUUAAAAUGUGACUAG